UGCUGAGCUGCUCCCUCCCCGCAAGGAGAUGGAUUUGGGGACCAUAGGGUGUGUGUGUAGGGAUGGGGGGGGGAGGUUGCUCUGUGUGCCAUUGGGAGGAAUUCAGGACAGAAUCAGUGAAACCAAUGGGGUCUGUUGGUUGCAAACGAGUUCUCUUUUAUUUUUGUAUUUAAUUGCAAUGGGGUCUUGUUUUUCUAUGAAGCCUUUAUAGUGACGUGGCAAGGAGCGGCGCUUUGCAGCCAUCGCAUCGCUGUGUGUCCGGCUGCGUUAUGAGACGGAUCCCUUCUGAAAUACGGCCUUUUUUAAAGCGCUUUUAUCUUUUCGUUAUCAAUAAAAGGAACGAAGCGAUGUUAACGGCACCAUGGCUCAGGCUGUCACCUGGCUCAAGUGGCUUUGCGGGGCCAAGGAGUGUCCCCAAACCCCAGAGGCUCCACUCAACCCCCCCCGGGAGACGCUGUUCCGACAGGAGGGACCCCAGGGGGUGACGUUCCGCAUCCCGGCGCUGCUCCAUGUGCCCCCACGCACCUUCCUGGCCUUUGCUGAGAAACGCUCCUCCGUCCGGGAUGAGGAUGCAGAGUUCCUGGUGCUGCGCCGGGGGAGGUGGAACGGGCACAAGGUGGAGUGGGGCCCUAUGGAGGAGCUGACCGAGCUGACCCUCCCGGACCACCGCACCAUGAACCCCUGUCCGCUGUACGAGGCCGCGAGCGGCACCGUAUUCCUCUUCUUCAUCUGCGUGGAGCGCCACGUCACUGAAUGGCAGCAGAUCAUAUUGGGACGCAACGCGGCGCGGCUCUGCUGCUCCUCCAGCCCCGACCACGGCCGCACCUGGAGCCCUCUGCGGGAUCUCACCGACGAGGCCAUCAGUGACGACCAGCCCCGCUGGGCCACCUUUGCCGUAGGGCCGGGCCAUGGGGUGCAGCUGGAUUCAGGUCGCCUGGCCGUGCCGGCAUAUGCCUACUACAUGCACGGACGGCUGUGUGGCAUCCCGCUGCCCUGCUGCACCCGCCCGCACUCCUUCAUCUUCUACAGCGACGAUGGCGGACGGAGCUGGCAGAAGGGUUCUCUGCUGCGGGGUAUGCGGACCGGAGAGUGCCAGGUGGCCGAGAUCAGUGCCAAGGAUGGAGGGACGCUGCUCUACUGCAGUGCCCGCCGGCCGUGCCGCUGCCGGGCUGUAGCCAUCAGUGCUGACCGUGGCCAACGCUUUGGCCUCCCGGUGCGGUGCCCUGCGUUGUGUGAACCGCCACGGGGCUGCCAGGGCAGCGUGGUCAGCUUUGUGCCCACCACCAUUGGGGGUCCUGUAGGCAACACAGACACCGAGAGCCCCAGUGGGGUCACCCAACAUGGGCCGCUCUGUUCCAACUCAACCAACCAGCAUUUACAGUGCAAUUCAGGCUGUGAGAGUCCCACUGGGGACACCCAGCAUUGUCUGCUCUGCACGACUCCCCCUGCCAUCAUUGGGUGUCCUACAGGCACCACCAGUCCUGAAAACCCCAACAGGGUCAGCCAACUCUGCUCCCACCCAACCAACCAGCAACAACACCCUGAUUUAGGGCUCUGUAUCAAUACCACGCCACACAGUGAGUAUCCUGUAGGCACCACCAGCAUCGAGAGCCCCAACGGAGACACCCAACAUUGGCUGCUCUGCUCCAACCCAACCCACCAGCUCCAGCGCUGUGAUUUAGGGACCAAGAGCCUCAAUGGGGGCACCCAACGUUGGCUGCUCUACUCCCACCCCACCAACCGGCACCACCGCCGCGAUUUGGGGCUCUACGUCAACAUGGCGCCGCCCGACGAGAAGGGCUGGAGGCACCCAAGGGUGCUGCAGGAGGGACCUUGUGGGUAUUCUGACCUGGCCGUGUGCCCCGAUGGGGUCUUUGGCUGCUUGUUUGAGUGCGGGGAGGUCAGCACCUGCGAGGAGAUCGCAUUCUGCCUCUUCACAUUGGGCGCCAUUGGAGGCGCUGCGGAUGGUGAAGGCAGUGAGACGCCGUGCCUUGGGGAAGAACCCGUUUUUGGGGUUUUGUCCCCAAAGAGCAACGGGGAGAGCUCAGGGGAAGACGUGAGGGAUGAGAACCCAGCGGAGGAGAAGCAGCGUUGCGAGGCUUUUAAUUAACACCUUUUUAUUAAUUGACUGACGCCCAUCGUUGGGUUGGCGAUGGUGUAGGAAGGAACUGGGUGUCCUGUGAUUUUUUUAGCUGGGGAAAACCCCAAAUCAGAGAUGAGUUACACAUUCCUGACUCUAUUACAUUCCGUGAGACAAUA
This is a messenger RNA of Coturnix japonica (Japanese quail), 2259 nucleotides long. RefSeq names its product neuraminidase 3 (gene NEU3). Lineage: Eukaryota; Metazoa; Chordata; Aves; Galliformes; Phasianidae. Gene Ontology annotation, molecular function: exo-alpha-sialidase activity. Gene Ontology annotation, cellular component: membrane; intracellular membrane-bounded organelle; cytoplasm. The record is from RefSeq and is a predicted model, not a curated record. Gene Ontology annotation, biological process: ganglioside catabolic process; oligosaccharide catabolic process.